Scomber japonicus (chub mackerel) is the source of this 2484-nucleotide messenger RNA. RefSeq names its product Rho guanine nucleotide exchange factor (GEF) 33 (gene arhgef33). The record is from RefSeq and is a predicted model, not a curated record. Gene Ontology annotation, molecular function: guanyl-nucleotide exchange factor activity. The coding region runs from base 1 to 2484 and encodes 827 amino acids. NCBI's taxonomy places the organism in Eukaryota, Metazoa, Chordata, Actinopteri, Scombriformes, Scombridae. The transcript has 17 exons.
AUGGAGAACGGCAAAACAGAAACAGAAGACAAGAUGGAGGGUGUGUCAGAAGAAGAAACUGUGGAGGAGGCAAACCUGGAGAUAGCUCAGCUGCAGGGCCUGGUGGCUGAGCUGCGUGAGGGGCUCCACGUUGCCCUGACGGAGCUGUGCGAGCUGCGUCAGAAGGACCUCGGCCUGGAGGAGAAGCUCCAGGCCCACCAGACUGACGUGGAUGAUAAGAUAAUGGGCCUCAAGAACUCGCUCAACACGUUCAAGGAGGAGCUGAGCGUGGCGUUGUUCCACAUCAAGGACGUAUCCAACAGACAAAGAGAGGUUAUGAAGAGGAUAGAGCUGCUGCAGUUGGAAAACACCAAAGAUAUCAUGUCUGUUCCACACAGCAGGAAGAGCUCCAAGGCAGAUGUGCUCACGGCAUCAGGGGACGAACACAUCUGUAUGCCCAACCAAUCAGAACUCAGUGUUAUUCAGCACUACUUUUCCAGUCUGCCACAUAGCGGGUCGCCACAGAGGAGCAACACAUCAACACAGACCUCCACCUCUGAGCAGGAGGCCCAGCAGCAGAGAGGUUGUCAAUCCAAAUCUCCAGCGUGGGGAGAGAGAAAGAACAGCAGAGAUGAGACUGCUACACCCAACAGUAUGACUGAAAACAAUAAGAGACAGAGAGCAGCCCUGGAACUGCUGGAGUCAGAGAGAGUUUACGUGUCCCACCUGUCUCUCUUACUGAAGGCCAACAUCUCCUUCAAUGGAUCAGAAGCUCUCACUUCCAAAGACAAACGUCCAUUUCCCAGCUCUCUGAGGUUUCUGAUCCAGCAGCACCUCGAGCUCCUGCAUACUCUCCAGGAACGAGUGCUCAAGAGCCAGUGGCAAGGCCUCAUGGGAGAUGUAUUCAUGAGGCUCACCAGCAAAGAGAGUGACUUCCUGGACUUUUAUGUGUCCUACCUGAAAGAGCUUCCAGACUGUCUGUCAGUCGUCACCAUGCUUGCUUCCAGCUCCAUGAAAUCUUCCACUUUACUGGAGAGCGACAUAAUGGGUGAUGAAUCCAAACCCUCCCUUCACACUCUGCUCCUCCAGCCGGUUCAGAGGAUCCCUGAGUACCUGCUGUUGUUACAGGGGCUGCUGAGGCAGACAGACGCAGAGCAUCCUGACUACUACCUGCUGCUGGUGUGCAUCCAACAGUUCAGAUCCUUCACGGCUCAGUACCACCACCUCCUCCAGCACAACCAGGAGCUGCUGAUGCACAACCGCAAGGAGGUGAAGAGGUCUACCAUGAAACAGCUGUUAAAGACAGUGGAAAGUGGGAUUCAAGCCAACAGCAUUGGCUCACCGUACCCUUGCAGUAGUGUCAUGUUAGAACAUGCUAACCAGAUGAAACGUACCAAGCAGCGUCUUCUGGAGCAAAUCCCUUCUCAUCGCUUCCAGGAUUGGGAUCGGAACCAGGAUCCUGAAACUCAUUGUUACGACACAGAGUGGGGCUCCCAGCUCCCGUUCUUCAGCCCAGAACUGGAUUCACGAAACCACAAACCAGCAGGUCUUGGCAGUAUCCCAGAGAGUGAGGCAUCUGACAGAUCCAUGUCCUGUCAGCAUCAUCUGCCCUCUAGACCUGCAGAUUUCCGUCAGGUUCAACCAGGCUCUGCUCUGGCUGAUGCCCUUGGAGAGUUCCUUCUCCCUCCAGACCCUCCAGGGAUGGAGAGCCUCUAUGAAGAGGAGGGAGGCUCCCUUCAUGAUGUCUCCAUGUUUGACCGCUGCUCUUCUGCCUCUUCUGAUUCAUCCAUUGACAUUGCCUUUGUGAAGUGCCCUAAAGCCCCCUUGACAUCACACCAUGCAAUGGCAGCAAAUGUGUCAACAAACCGUGACAUCUUUGGCAAUGGUGGAAGCCAGGGGAAUGGCUACAGCAAACUGCCCAAUCGAGGGUGUGUGUCUCCGGAUGAGGCUGUAAUGAUGCGUCGCAAUCAGCAUCGCCCCCUUCAGGCCAGCCAGCGCAAAAGCAAGUCACUGAACGGCCUGCAGAUGGAAAACACAGUGAGUAGUUUGGAUAGUGGUCCUCUAUCAGAUCACCUCCAAAGAGUGGGACUGGGCAGCCAUGCCAAGCUGGAGCGCCAAGGCAGCAGGGGCAGCAAAGGGUGUCCCACCCCAUCCCGUAAGAUCCACAGCCCCUUGGGGAACAGAGUGGAUACUGAAAAAACGAGCGAUGAUCUUCACGGACUGCUCAGCAUGGACUCUGGGAUCCAAUCGUGGGGGGAUGAGACAAAGUGGAGGGGUGCCACUGAAGAGAAUAACCAUACUCCCUUCAGCGAGAGGAGUCGGAAGCAGGACAAAGGAGGCUUUAGGAGUUCGUUCAAGAAACUGUUCAAGAAGAAGAGUGGUGAUGAGAAGAAAGAGAAGGGAGGUGAGAAAACGCCAGAAAACCAGAACAACUGUGACCACGAUACAUCGGGGAAAAAUCCCAAACUGGUGCAUCUGGACAUAAAUCGUGGCACAGCUGUAUGA